Melanotaenia boesemani (Boeseman's rainbowfish) is the source of this 5919-nucleotide messenger RNA. Its product is annotated as myosin-6-like. The coding region runs from base 1 to 5823 and encodes 1940 amino acids. Lineage: Eukaryota; Metazoa; Chordata; Actinopteri; Atheriniformes; Melanotaeniidae. Gene Ontology annotation, cellular component: myosin complex. Gene Ontology annotation, molecular function: ATP binding; cytoskeletal motor activity; actin filament binding. The record is from RefSeq and is a predicted model, not a curated record. The transcript has 37 exons.
AUGUCUGGCGACGCCAUCAUGGCAGAGUUUGGGACUGCGGCAUCCUUUCUGAGAAAAUCAGACAAGGAACGCCUAGAGGCUCAGACCCGGCCCUUUGACAUGAAGAAGAAUUGUUUUGUGCCCGACCCUGAGGUGGAGUACGUUAAAGCCUUAAUUUCCAGCAGAGAUGGUGACAAAGUCACCGUUGAAACCGAGUUUGGAAAGACUGUCACCGUUAAGGAGGCAGAUGUCCACCCCCAGAACCCGCCAAAGUUCGAUAAAAUUGAGGACAUGGCGAUGUUUACCUUCCUCCAUGAGCCUGCUGUGCUGUUUAACCUCAAAGAGCGUUAUGCAGCAUGGAUGAUCUAUACCUACUCAGGGCUGUUCUGUGUGACUGUUAACCCCUACAAGUGGCUGCCAGUGUACGAUCAGAUGGUAGUCAAAGCCUACAGAGGAAAGAAGAGGAGUGAAGCUCCUCCUCACAUCUACUCCAUCUCUGACAAUGCCUACCAGUACAUGCUUUCUGACAGAGAAAACCAGUCAAUCCUCAUCACUGGAGAAUCCGGUGCUGGAAAGACUGUGAACACCAAGAGAGUCAUCCAAUAUUUUGCCAGCAUCGCAGCUGCUUCUGGCAAGAAAGAUCCAAGUCAGGAGAAGAAGGGAACCCUGGAGGAUCAAAUCAUCCAGGCUAAUCCUGCUCUGGAGGCUUUUGGAAAUGCUAAGACCAUUAGAAAUGACAACUCCUCCAGAUUUGGUAAAUUCAUUAGAAUCCACUUUGGUGUCAGUGGAAAGUUGGCCUCGGCUGAUAUUGAGACAUACCUGUUGGAGAAAUCUCGUGUCACCUAUCAGCUCAAGGCAGAGAGAGAUUAUCACAUCUUCUACCAGAUUCUGUCCCAAAGGAAACCAGAACUGCUGGAAAUGCUGUUGAUCACCAACAACCCCUAUGACUACUGUUACAUCUCCCAAGGAGAGACAACCGUAGCCUCCAUCAAUGAUGCGGAUGAGCUGAUGGCUACUGAUGAAGCUUUUGAUGUCCUGGGCUUCACCCAAGAGGAAAAAAAUGGCAUUUACAAGCUGAUUGGUGCCAUCAUGCAUUAUGGAAACAUGAAGUUCAAACAGAAGCAAAGAGAGGAACAAGCAGAGCCCGACGGCACAGAGGAUACAGACAAAGUGGCAUACCUUAUGGGCCUCAACUCUGCUGACCUCAUUAAGGGACUGUGCCACCCAAGGGUGAAAGUAGGCAAUGAGUGGGUCACCAAAGGCCAAAGUGUGCAGCAGGUGUACUACUCUAUCGGUGCUCUGUCUAAGUCAGUGUACGAGAAAAUGUUCUUGUGGAUGGUGGUGAGAAUCAACCAGUCACUGGACACCAAACAACCCCGCCAGUACUUCAUUGGUGUGUUGGACAUUGCUGGAUUUGAGAUCUUCGAUUUCAACACCUUUGAGCAACUGUGUAUUAACUACACUAAUGAGAAGCUGCAGCAGUUCUUCAACCACCACAUGUUCGUGCUGGAGCAAGAAGAGUACAAGAAAGAGGGUAUUGUGUGGGAGUUCAUUGACUUUGGCAUGGACUUGGCAGCCUGCAUUGAACUCAUUGAAAAGCCCAUGGGCAUCAUGUCCAUCCUUGAAGAGGAGUGCAUGUUCCCCAAAGCCAGUGAUGCAACAUUUAAAGCCAAACUAUAUGACAAUCAUCUGGGUAAAAGUCCCAACUUCCAGAAACCCAGGGUGGUUAAAGGAAAACCAGAAGCUCAUUUCUCCCUGGUUCACUAUGCUGGUACUGUUGAUUACAAUAUCGGUAACUGGCUGGUAAAGAACAAGGAUCCACUGAAUGAGACUGUGGUCGGACUAUUUCAAAAGUCCACUCUGAAGUUACUGGCUAUGUUAUUCGCUGGAUAUGCAGGAGCAGACUCAGCCCAGGACACAGGGGGCAAAGGAGGAAAGGGAGCAAAGAAGAAAGGUUCUUCCUUCCAGACUGUGUCUGCUCUACACAGGGAAAACCUCAAUAAACUGAUGACCAACCUCAGGUCAACUCACCCUCAUUUUGUGCGUUGCAUCAUCCCCAAUGAGACCAAGACUCCCGGGGCGAUGGAGAAUCCUCUGGUCAUGCACCAGCUACGUUGUAAUGGUGUGCUGGAAGGCAUUAGGAUCUGCAGGAAGGGAUUCCCCAACAGGAUCCAGUACGGAGACUUCAAGCAAAGAUAUCGCAUCUUGAAUCCUAAUUCUAUUCCUGAAGGACAGUUCAUUGACAACAAAAAAGCAGCAGAAAAACUUUUGGGCUCUUUAGACAUUGAUCAUGACCAAUACAGGCUUGGACACACAAAGGUGUUCUUCAAAGCUGGUCUGCUGGGUGUUCUUGAGGAGAUGAGAGAUGAUCGUCUAGCUCUCAUCAUCACUGGAAUUCAAUCAAGAUCCAGAGGAUUGCUCGCCAGGAUUGAAUUCCAGAAAAUUGUUGAGCGCAGGGAUUCCUUGUUGGUGAUCCAGUGGAACAUCCGUGCCUUCAUGGGUGUCAAGAAUUGGCCCUGGAUGAAGAUGUACUUCAAAAUCAAACCUCUGCUGAAAUCAGCCGAGACUGAGAAGGAGAUGGCAAACAUGAAAGAGGAGUUUACAAAGCUCAAAGAGGCUUUUGCCAAGUCUGAAGCCCGCAAGAAAGAGCUGGAGGAGAAAAUGGUUACCCUUCUCCAAGAAAAGAAUGACCUACAGCUCCAAGUCCAAUCUGAGCAAGACAAUCUUGCAGAUGCUGAGGAGCGCUGUGAAGGUCUGAUCAAAAGUAAGAUCCAGCUGGAGGCUAAAGCCAAAGAGCUUACAGAGAGGCUGGAAGAUGAAGAGGAGAUGAACGCAGAGUUGACUGCCAAGAAGAGGAAGCUCGAGGAUGAGUGUUCGGAGCUCAAGAAGGACAUUGAUGACCUGGAGCUAACUCUGGCCAAAGUGGAAAAGGAGAAGCAUGCCACUGAGAACAAGGUCAAAAACUUGACUGAAGAGAUGGCAGGUUUGGAUGAAAUCAUCGCUAAGCUAACAAAAGAGAAGAAAGCACUUCAGGAGGCCCAUCAGCAAACACUGGAUGACCUGCAGAGUGAGGAGGACAAAGUCAACACUCUGACCAAGGCCAAAACCAAGUUGGAGCAGCAAGUUGAUGAUCUUGAGGGUUCAUUGGAACAAGAGAAGAAAGUAAGAAUGGAUCUGGAGAGAGCCAAGAGAAAAUUGGAGGGGGACUUGAAACUAACCCAAGAAAAUGUGAUGGAUCUGGAGAAUGACAAGCAGCAGCUGGAAGAGAAACUCAAGAAGAAAGAUUUUGAAAUCAGCCAGCAGCUCAGUAAAAUUGAAGAUGAACAAGCCAUGAGUGCUCAGCUCCAGAAGAAACUGAAGGAGCUACAGGCUCGAAUUGAGGAGUUGGAAGAAGAACUGGAGGCAGAGCGAGCUGCUCGAGCAAAGGUGGAGAAACAAAGGGCCGACUUGGCCAGGGAGCUGGAGGAGAUCAGUGAAAGGCUGGAGGAGGCCGGAGGAGCCACUGCAGCUCAGAUUGAAAUGAACAAAAAGAGGGAGGCUGAAUUUCAGAAGAUGCGCAGAGACCUUGAAGAGGCCACUCUGCAGCAUGAAGCCACAGCUGCUGCACUGAGAAAGAAGAACGCAGACAGUGUGGCCGACCUGGGCGAGCAGAUCGACAACCUGCAGAGAGUCAAGCAGAAGCUGGAGAAGGAAAAAAGUGAGCUCAGGCUGGAGCUGGAUGAUGUAGUUUCCAACAUGGAACAGAUUGCCAAAGUUAAGACUAACCUGGAGAAAAUGUGCCGCACACUGGAGGAUCAAAUGUCUGAGUACAGGACGAAAUCAGAGGAGUCCCAGCGUACCAUCAAUGACUUCACGAUGCAAAGGGCCAAACUUCAGACUGAAAACGGUGAGCUUGCCAGGCAGAUGGAGGAGAAGGACUCAUUGGUCUCCCAGCUGACCAGAGGGAAGCUAUCCUACACUCAGCAGGUUGAAGACCUGAAGAGACAGCUGGAAGAGGAAGUCAAGGCCAAGAAUGCACUUGCCCAUGCGGUGCAGUCUGCGCGCCAUGACUGUGAUUUGUUGAGGGAGCAGUUUGAGGAAGAACAGGAGGCCAAAGGCGAACUCCAGCGUGGCAUGUCCAAGGCAAACUCUGAGGUGGCUCAGUGGAGAACCAAAUAUGAAACUGAUGCUAUCCAGAGGACCGAGGAGCUGGAGGAAGCGAAAAAAAAACUAGCUCAGCGCUUGCAAGAUGCAGAAGAAGCUGUUGAAGCUGCUAAUGCCAAAUGCUCCUCCCUGGAGAAAACCAAACACAGGCUUCAGGGUGAGAUUGAGGAUCUCAUGGUGGAUGUGGAGAGAUCUAACGCUGCUGCUGCUGCUCUGGACAAGAAACAAAGAAACUUUGACAAGGUUCUUGCUGAGUGGAAGCAGAAGUACGAAGAAUCUCAGACUGAGUUGGAAAGUGCCCAGAAAGAUGCUCGUUCUCUAAGCACUGAACUCUUCAAACUGAAGAACUCCUACGAAGAGUCUCUGGAUCAUCUGGAGACCAUGAAACGAGAAAACAAGAACCUCCAGGAGGAAAUUUCUGACCUGACUGAGCAACUUGGUGAGGGAGGAAAAAGCAUCCAUGAACUUGAGAAAAUCCGUAAACAGUUGGAGCAGGAGAAGGCUGAGAUACAAACUGCCCUGGAGGAAGCUGAGGGUUCACUCGAGCAUGAGGAGAGCAAAAUCCUUCGAGCUCAGUUGGAGUUCAACCAGGUGAAGGCAGACAUUGAGCGCAAGCUGGCUGAGAAGGACGAGGAGAUGGAGCAAGCCAAGCGGAACCACCAAAGAGUGGUAGACACGCUGCAGAGCUCCCUGGAGGCGGAGACUCGCAGCAGGAACGAGGCUCUCAGAAUAAAGAAGAAGAUGGAGGGAGACCUCAAUGAGAUGGAGAUCCAGCUGAGCCAGGCCAACAGGCAGGCAGCUGAGGCUCAGAAGCAACUCAAAGGAGUUCAUACUCACUUGAAGGACUCACAGCUGCAGCUGGAUGAUGCUCUACGUGCCAAUGAUGAUCUAAAGGAGAACAUUGCCAUUGUGGAGAGGCGCAACAACCUGAUGCAAGCCGAGCUGGAUGAGCUUAGGUCUUUGGUGGAGCAAACUGAGAGAGGUCGUAAGCUGGCCGAGCAGGAACUGCUGGAUGUCAGCGAGAGAGUUCAGCUGUUGCACUCACAGAACACCAGCCUGCUGAACCAGAAGAAGAAGCUGGAGACCGACACUACUCAGCUCCAGGGUGAGGUGGAGGAGGCUGUGCAGGAGUGCAGAAAUGCAGAGGAGAAGGCCAAGAAGGCCAUCACCGAUGCAGCCAUGAUGGCUGAGGAGCUGAAGAAGGAGCAGGACACCAGCGCCCACCUGGAGCGCAUGAAGAAAAACAUGGAGCAAACCAUCAAAGACCUGCAACAUCGCCUGGAUGAAGCCGAGCAAAUCGCCAUGAAAGGUGGCAAGAAGCAGGUUCAGAAGCUGGAGGCCAGGGUGAGAGAGCUUGAAAAUGAAGUGGAUAUGGAGCAAAGGAAAAGCAGCGACUCGGUUAAAGGGGUCCGAAAGUAUGAGAGACGUAUCAAAGAGCUAACCUACCAGACAGAAGAGGACAAAAAGAAUCUGAGUCGUCUACAGGAUCUGGUGGAUAAACUACAGAUGAAAGUUAAAUCGUACAAGAGGGCUGCAGAGGAAGCCGAGGAACAAUCCAAUGCAAAUCUUGGCAAACUGCGCAAGUUGCAGCACGAGCUGGAGGAAGCAGAGGAGAGGGCGGACAUCGCUGAGUCUCAAGUCAACAAGCUGCGAGCCAAGAGCAGAGACUCUGGAUCUAAGAAAUCCCAUGAUGAAGAGUGAAACUUUUCACUCCACUGAAUGAAACAGUAGGAUCGUAGUUGUUCUUUAUCCUUCAUGCAACAUGAAAGGAAAAAAGAAUAAAGCUUUGAAUUCAGC